AUGCUUGCCGCCACUUCGCUUGCUUCUCUGGCAGAGAAAAGUCUCGCCAAUUAUGUGCUCGGUGGUGGAUUGCUCCCGCUCAACAAUAACAUCGCCUUCAUACGUGAUUCUACUGCGGUUAUUGUUGCAAUCGUUGAUCAGAAGGAUCGCGCAGUAGCAUGUGGAGCAGUUUCGAUGUAUUCAGCGAAACAGGCUUAUUGCGUACUUGGCGAAGUUUCUGAUGAGUAUCGGAAUAAAACUGUAUGGAUGGAAGAAGUACCGAGCGAGAAGAAAGAAUCACGGACCUACCGAAUUACUCGCAGUGUCCCACGUAUUAUUGCUCACACUGCACCCACGAUGUUUGAAACAGUGUUUGCUGAUCACAGCGGCAGACCAACACUAUUACAUCUGGUUGAUGCACUCGUGGAUUGCAGUGUAGGGAAGAUCAAUUUGGACCUGAACAAGAAUCUCACUGUUGACCUACUAGAAGGAAACGAAAAAGAAUUGGUUGGUCAGUGGCGUGACUUGUCAGGUUUUGUUGUAUCGGACAAGUUCAGAUUUGAGGAAAUCCUUAUUGAGAGGUCGCGUUUGGCCAAUUUGAAGCCAUUUGAGAGCAGUAUUGUAAUCGAAAGGGCUGACAACGAAAACAUAUUACCGGUACUAGAUUAUGAUGGAGAAGUUUCAAUCUACGACCGUACCGAACAUGUGACUGCUCUUCUUCACACACCUGGUAUAAGCGGUAAUGUAGCAUUACGGGACGGACAGCCGUGCGGAUAUACGCUUGCCUGCAAGAACCGCAUUCUGCUUUGUUACGCGGAUAACGAGGAAGUGUUCAGGCAACUGAUUUCAUCGAUAGCUGAAAGUAUGAACCACCCGAAGUGUAAAAUGUUCGUCAGAAACGGUGCACAUGAUGUCAUACAACACAUCAUUGAGGCAUCGAUUGAACGCAAGACAGUCACUCGUCUUCACACCAGGACAAACGUUCACGGUAUUAAGUGGAACAUGAUUUACUGCGCCAAUGUUGGACUCCACAUAUUCUAG
This is a messenger RNA of Necator americanus (New World hookworm), 1020 nucleotides long. RefSeq lists its product as uncharacterized. The coding region runs from base 1 to 1020 and encodes 339 amino acids. The transcript is spliced from 9 exons. The record is from RefSeq and is a predicted model, not a curated record. NCBI's taxonomy places the organism in Eukaryota, Metazoa, Nematoda, Chromadorea, Rhabditida, Ancylostomatidae.